UUUAAUGAACAAGCAGCUCGGCCGUAGUCUGGGCUUGCGCUUUACCUUUUAAUGCUGAGCUCGGGAAAUCAUGCUUGCAAAGUGCGAAAACAUCCGAGAUGCUGUGAAGUCUCUUGUUACCGGUUUCUGGAUCACUUUUAGCAUCUGUUCCGUAGGUGUUCGCAGCCAGGAGGGUAAUGGCUGUGGACAUACAGUGCUGGGCACAGAGUCUGGCACGCUGGCCUCUCAGAGCUAUCCAGGCACCUACCCCAGUAACACCUGGUGUAAGUGGAGGCUUCGUGUGCCAGAGGGGCGCACGCUGCGGCUGCUGUUUGGGGAUUUUGACAUUGAGAGCAGUCCAGACUGCAGCAAUGGCUCUCUUGUGAUCACAUACAAGAACGGAGACACCAGCCUCGGCCCAGUGUGUGGGAAGCUUGAUGCUUCACAGAAGAAUAUGACACUUAAAAGCAAUGAAGUAACAGUAACCUUCAAGUCAGGCCCACACCGCUCUGGACGAGGAUUUCUACUGUCCUAUGCCACAGACCGGUAUCCAGAUCUAAUUUCUUGUUUACAACGAGGAUCUCAUUUUAGCUUGCUGCAUUUGAGUGUGUACUGCCCUGCUGGAUGUAAGAAUAUCACAGGAGAUGUUUGGGGAAACUCUGAACAGGGUUACAGAGAUACCUCAGUCCUGUGCAAGUCUGCAGUCCAUGCUGGAGCUGCAUCUGACAGUCUGGGAGGUCAUGUCACUCUGAAUCGUGGGAGAAGUCUUACACUCUAUGAAUCCACCUUUGCCAAUGGAAUCCUCUCAAAAAUGGGAUCAUUAUCUGAGAAGAAGCUGCUCUUCAGCAAAGAAUGCGACAAUGUCCUGAGUGUUUCUGGUUUAAAUGCCUCAUCUUUCUGGAAUAAAAACAGUCAAGAGUAUACAGUGUUCUGGUCCUCCAGAUACAUGGACUCUAGCCAUGAGUUCCUACCCUGGGCAGCAGACAGUAAUGAUCCAAAACCAUGGGUGGAACUGGAGCUGACUGAUAGAAGCACUAUAACAGGAAUAAUAACAACUGGAACAAAUGAGUUCUACAUAGAAUCCUAUAUUCUUCUUUUCAGCAAAGACAGAAAGAUUUGGAAGCUUUACAAACAGGCUCUCAGCAAAGAAAGAAAGGUGUUUCAGGCCUAUACUGAUGGCCACCUCAGGGUUAUCAACAGCUUAUUUCCUCCUGUGGUUGCUCGGUUUGUCAGGCUACAACCACUGAGCUGGCACGGCCGAGCCUCAGUCCAGCUCCAAGUUCUUGGCUGUCCUGUUGCCAAGGUCACACCAAGGUCUGGCACAGCAGCUGAAUCACCACAUGUCAAAGUUAACAUGGGGACGCCACGCCCCGGCCCCACUCCCACCCCCACAGAGGGCCCAGUGUUAGUGGAGACAAGACUGAGUUCUAGCCAACCAGUAAUAGUGGCAGUGGGAGUGGUCCUGGCACUGUUAAUGUGCGGCAGUUGUUUGUUGGUUGGAGUCUGGUGGAAGCGAAGGAAGAAAGAUUCACAAUUGAAGUACUCCUUACCCACAAUAGGUUGUCAGAGUUUCCAGGCGAAGAGUCUCCCCUGCCCACAGUCAGGUCUUAUCUCCUACCCUCUUGAGCGAAAUGUCCACGAUGCUUUACCUAGCCCUCCUCUUAAUGACUAUGCCAAGCCUGCUGUCGCAGCCAUUGGACAGAAGGUUGGGUCAACCUUUAGACCCUCCUCAGAUGAGGGCUACACCACCCCCUUCAUCAUCAACCAUUAUGAUACUCCUGACAACCUGCCAGAGUACGCCGAGCCUCUUCCCCCAGAGCCCGAGUAUGCCACCCCAUUCAGUGAGCAGCUUUCCGAGUCACAUGGACCUCCUUUACCAGGACCUACCGCUGGUUCCAGGACAACGUCCAGCCGCGCUCAGUAUGACUGCCCCUCACACAGGAUGCUAUCCAAUGGCUACUGCACUCCUGCUCUACAUGCCACUGGCCCACGGCCAGUCAGUGUGGUCUAUGCAGAGCCAAAGUCAUGUGACUCUUUACUACAGAAGCACACCUAUGAGGAGCCUUUGUGAACAAACCAAGCUCAGGCGUGGAAAAAAAAAUAGACUAAUGAGCUAAAAGGUGUGUUGGAUCUUGGAGUGAUCUCAAAUGGUUUCAAGCUGAGCAGCGUUGUCCAGACUGUACUAAUGCUGACAGAGCUGAACUUCCAGGGAGUGAUGGACCCAAAAUUGAGAAGUCACUUUGGACCACUAUGCAUAUAGGAGUGAACAUCACUCUGUACACAACGCUCUUAGAGCCAUAUGAAUGCAAAUAUUUUCUCCCAGGAAGUAUGUAUUGGAAAUAUCCUGUGAUGCACAAAGAAAAUGCAGGUUCACUUGUGUCUCAGAGAUACUGUUUUAUUGAUGAAAUGUUUAAUCACAAGCUGCACUUUCAAAAGAAAAGAAACACAUACAGCAAUGUAUGCUUCAGUCUAUUUAACAGGUUAAUGCAAACAAAAGUGGAUUGAAUAUGUUACUUGUCCUCACCAAACAUCGUAUUCACAAUGUAUGAUAUCAACAUGUUUUGUAAAAAAAAAAAAAAAGGAAGGAAUUAGAAGAAGAAACAUUAACAAACACUAGAAAUGAUGCACUGUAACAAAGUGGUUAAGACUGUUGCUAUGAUUAUGUGUAACCACUAGGUGGCUCUCUUGAGCUUUAAACAUCUAAUAACAAUGGAUUGUGUAA
This is a messenger RNA of Micropterus dolomieu (smallmouth bass), 2701 nucleotides long. Its product is annotated as discoidin, CUB and LCCL domain-containing protein 1. The record is from RefSeq and is a predicted model, not a curated record. Lineage: Eukaryota; Metazoa; Chordata; Actinopteri; Centrarchiformes; Centrarchidae. The transcript has 15 exons. Bases 71 to 2050 code for a protein of 659 amino acids.